CUUUAUAUAGCUUACCUAUAGCAUGGAUUGAUUUGAACAAAUGGUAGAAACACAUUUUAAUCCUCCUUUCCUAAAGCACCAUUAAAGAUAACAAGACUAAAAAUAACCAGAUUUUGGAAAAUCUCUGUGAUUUUAACUAUGUUGAAUGAAUAACUCAAGGAUGAUCUGUGAAUGAAGACCUGCAGCAUGUCCAGGAAUAACAGUCAAGCUGCAGUGGACACUCAAAAGUCAGUAAAAUGAUCAGAUUCUUUUACAAGUACAAAGCAGAGACUCUUCUGAUGAAGACAAGCUGUUUUGCAUUUGGCUUAAGUGCAUGAAUUAGUUCCUUUCAGGUGAUCUGCCUGUAACGGCCUCUCCUUUGCGAAGAUAUGCCUUUGAACUCCACAGCACACAUCCUUCCCUGUACAUUAUAAAAUAAUCCAACUGAAGAAACAUGUCUAAAAAUUUGGAGAUAAUAAAUUUGUCAUUUUUAUUGGAAAAUGAAAAGGAAAUUAUAUUGGGGGUUCUGAAGAGAGAUGAGUACUUGAAAAAAAUUGAAGAUAAGAGAAUCAGGAAAUUAAAGAAUGAAUUAUUGGAAGCAAAACGGAAAGGUGGACGGCAUUGCCGACAGGACAACAGUAGGGUCUGCAUUCGCUGUCAAAAAAAUCUGGGCUUAAUCUUUGAUAGAGGGGACCUGUGCCAAACAUGCAGACUCAGAGUUUGCAACAAAUGCCGCGUUGUAGCAAUUGAUGGCAACUGGAAAUGCACUGUAUGUGCUAAGAUUGCGCAGCUUAGGAUAGUAACUGGUGAAUGGUUUUUUGAAGAGAGAGCAAAACGCUUCAAACAGUCUGGCCUUCUUGGUGCUGAUGUCGUCAGACGGUCCAUCUUACGUAAAGUCCCUGAUUCUUCCUCUGACCUGGCAGCAGGAGGAAAACCCAAAGAUCAGUCACAGGCAAGCACAGAGGAUACAUCAAAACCAGACAUGCCAGCUUCCUUUUCAAGUGGAAUGAAAUCAGUCAUCAGUGGGCCCAAGAAAAUAGGGAAGGUCCUCAGGGCAGUAACCAAAGGGGAACUUGUAAAUCUGAAGGCAGAAGAUGGAAGAAGCAUCAACUCAGAUGCAGAUGUCCAGAGUAUACAUAGUGCUGACAGAGAGAGUACCUUUUCACUGGACAUGGAGGACAUACCUGGUUGCCUGAAAGGGACAGUGGGCACGCUAAACAGAAGCAAUGCCUCUACUCCAGUCCACCCUAGGUCACCAGCACUGAGCACACGUAGCAUGACUAUAGAUUACAGCAGGGAUCAUGGAUUAGAAAAUGGCAUAGGUGUGCCUGCAAGUGAAAGUAUACCUAUAGAUUUAGCUAAAAGACACCGUAGAGGAGCCUCUGGAACUCCCUCCAUAGCCGUUUCUAGGACAUCGCUAUCAUCUGAUCAUAGCAGAUCAGAGAGAGAUCUGAGUGGAUCCUUUUCAGAAAGCAAUGAGGAUACUUUAAGCUUAAGGAGUAAAUCUGUACCUGGUGCACUAGAUCAGGAUCUGGAUUACCUAGAUGAGGCAGAUGAGGAUAUUGAUGACAUUGUGGCCACUGGCUAUCCAAAGGCAUGGACCAAUUUGGCCGGUGGAUUGUCCAUGAAUUCUCCUUCAAGUUGUGAUAGGAAAUGGACCUACUUAAAUGUUCCAGAAGCAGAUGCUGACACUACUAGUAUUAAUAGUAUGACGAGUGUCUACAGUGAAACUGGAGACUAUGGAAAUGUGAGGAUCAGUGGUGAAAUAUGUCUCCAAAUCAGCUACAGCUACAAAACAGGAGCCCUUAACAUCCUAGUAAAAAAAUGCAAAAACUUGGCUGUAGCAGAUGAAAAGAAGCAAAGAACAGAUCCCUAUGUCAAAGCAUACCUCCUACCAGACAAGUCUCGCCAAAGUAAGAGGAAGACAAAAAUCAAAAGCAAUAACAUCAAUCCAGAGUUCAAUGAAAUACUGAAGUAUGUCAUCAGCCAUACACAGCUCGAGACUCGGACGCUACAGCUUUCUGUCUGGCAUUAUGACAGAUUUGGGCAUAACAGCUUUCUGGGAGAAGUGGAGAUACCUUUGGAUUCCUGGAACUUUGAAAACCAGGCAGCUGAAUGGUUUGUGCUUCAGCCCAAGGUGGAAGUUGCAACUGAUAUUGGUCUUCACUAUAAAGGAGAGUUGAUAGUUGUCUUACGGUACAUCCCCCCUGAGAGGAACUUAACGCUUCCCCUAGGAGAGUUUCAAGGAAAGAAGAGUUCUAAGAAGGGAAAGAAAGUAAACCCACAAGUGCCUUCAGGAGGCAUAUUAGAAGUUGUCAUUAAGGAAGCAAAGAAUUUAACAGCUGUGAAGUCAGGAGGCACUUCGGACACAUUUGUGAAAGGGUACCUGCUUCCAGACAACAGUAAAGCAUCAAAACACAAAACUCCGGUGAUUAAAAAGAGUGUGAAUCCCCACUGGAAUCACACCUUUACUUUCAGCGGUUUGAAUCCCAGAGAUAUACACAAUGUCUGUGUAGAACUGACUGUCUGGGACAAAGAAUCCCUUGCCAGCAAUAUCUUCUUGGGAGGUGUUCGCCUGAGCACUGGAAGUGGUUUGAGCAAUGGUAAGGAAGUUGACUGGAUGGAUUCUCAUGGGGAAGAGCAGCUUCUUUGGCAAAGGAUGAUUGACAGCCCUGGAGAUUCUGUGGAAGGUGCACUUAUGUUGAGAUCAAGCAUGGGAAAACGCAGGCUGUAAGAGCGUUGUUUGCGCAAGAAUACAUAGCUGGUGUGAUUACAGUAUGAUAGAAUGGAGUCUGUCCUGUGGUGGAGCUUCUUCAGUUAGAGUUUGCACAUGUAAGAAUGGAGAAGACAAAACCUUUUCUUCAGUUUGGACUUUACAUUUGUUGGAAUGGAUUAUAAAUGCAUUCUGCACUUUCCUACAUUAUCUGUUUAUCUGAAACACCACUGAACUUGGUUAAAAUUACCUUCAAGACUUAACUCCGCAGAAGACAAUUAAAGCACUUCUUUUGGUAACUUUAAAAAAAAACAUAUUUUAGGUUGUCAUAGAAAAGCAGUGAUAAAUAAACAAGCCAGAAAAGCUGAGUGAUAACUGUUUAGGCUCAUACAGUAAGAGCAUCACCUCUCAAAGAAGCUGAAUAAUUGGAAUGAGGAAAGGAAGAUUCAGGUUAUAAUCAAGCUGCUGACAUAAUUACUUCCAUCUACUUGCACUUGCAACUCAAAUGCUCAUUUCCUUAAAUGGUUCCCUGUUGUGGGUUUGGUAAUAAGUAAGUCAAGGAUCUCCAGUUCCCUAUUGUAAAACAAGAACUGUUGUGUGGGAGCUUGAUACUAACAGAUAUUACUGCUGUGUAUGGGACAAAAGUCCCAUAAAUCUCAGCAACAGUGCACCCCUUGUAUUUCAGCACUUCAUGUAAAAGUGCCGUUUGGAAAGUUCUAAGCAAUGACGGCAUCUAGUAGGGAAAAGAAACUUCUGGAAAUAGCUGUCAUUAUGACAUCCUUACCCGCCGGUAAAUUUGUUACAAGAAUUUUCAUUUAUAAACCCCUUAGUAAUUUGGUUUGAUUUUAAAACUAUUUUUUUUAAUACUGAAAAAUGAGUCAUUUUCUUUUGCUUUCUUGGGGGCAAAAAACCUGCCCAAAGAUACAAAACUUGAAGCAUGAGAUGUGAGCAUAUUUUUUGUAGCUACAUAGUAAAAAAAAUCAACGGAUUGUCUCGGGAUCUUUGAAACAACCUUGAAUCUGCUCUAGAUAUUCAUAAAAGUAGCUAGUGUCAAGAGCAGCAGGCCACUAUAAAGCAGGUAUGUUUUUAACCCAUUAAAUAGCCAAUUUUCAGUUCUAUCAAGCUAUUUUUAAAAAGGGUGUGUGUGAACUUAAUUUAAAAUAAUAUUAAGCAAUAAAAAUAAUUUGCCAAAUUACUGACAAUGAAAAACAGGGCUACCAUGCCUUUAAUAUGAAUAAAUUUAGUUUUGAUUCAGUAACUAAUAAUAAUAAUAAUAACAUUCAAUUUAUAUACCGCCCUUCAGGAUGACUUAACACCCACUCAGAGCGGUUUACAAAGUAUGUCGUUAUUAUCCCCACAACAAAACACCCUGUGAGGUGGGUGGGGCUGACAGAGCUCCAGAGAGCCGUGACUGACCCAUGGCCACCCAGCUGGCUUCAAGUGGAGGAGUGGGGAAUCAAACCCAGUUCUCCAGAUUAGAGGCCUGCGCUCUUAACCACUAAACCAAACUAGAGAUGCAAAAGCUAUUGGCUUUCUUGUGCUGAAAAUACACAAGGAGAAUGAUGCAUUUAAUAGAUCAGGCAGCUGAAAUACAGCACAUGAAUCAGACCUCAUUUAAGAUGUAAUUGCAUUGUGGUAAAUGGAUAGGUGAUAUAGGAGCAGUGAUUCAGAAACAAUGAUGAUGGCAGCUUGGGUCCAUGUCAGUGUACAAAAUCUCCUUUUAUUUGUUCCAUUUGUUUGUUCCCUGCCUUUCUCAUCACAAAAUGAUCUUGAUGGAAAUUGACACAGCUACCCUAAAGGCUAAUAUUGUGGAUGUAGAUUUGUGGUAACAACUUGUGUGGAAAUUUGUUUGCUUUAACAAUAGAGUAUCCUGCUUGAAACAAAUGUGAGGCAGUAUUUGACCCUUCUGGUUCAGAUUAUUCCAACUGGUUUGCUUGUGAUUGUGAAUCAUGAUACAUAAGAUGUAGAUCAAUUAAGAUCAGGGGUAAAAACCUUCAUGUUUCAUAUUCAGCAGUGAAAUCUAGUUGAGACUAGAUUAACCUUCUAAACUGAUUCAUGCAGAUGAGAUAAGUAGAACCAAACACUGUGGAAAUUUCUGAAAUAUUCACAUUUGUUUAUUGAUACAGAACCAAAUUCCAGGACUUAUAAUAAUAACAGUAUUUAUUUUAAAUAAUGAUCUAAGCAUAAGAUAUUAAAUCAAAAUAUUCACUGACAUUUAACCUCACAGGUUUAAUUUUUCUCCUGUUUAUAGAGUUAUUUUUGAAGUUUUAUUUUAAAAGCCUAAAGACAGAGGAGACCGCUCAAAUAAUAAAUUCUUAAAUUUGAGAGCAUCAUUGUAUGAUUUGAGAACUGGCAUGAUCUGCCAAGAAUACCAAAAAGAGCCCCAUAGAACAGAUUUGUUGAACAGAAAAAUCAUGACAUGUCUCCUCUACUUAUUUCUGUUACAAUUAUGUAAUUGGGAUGUAACAGUGUGGAUCCUGCAAAUUCUAACAGGUAAGGAGGACUAAGUGACAGAGACUUCUAGAACACUUGUCAGGGCGAGCCAUGCUUCAGUUCCCAUGGGGGAUGCCUUUGUCUAUAGAGAUACUGUUUUGUGACGGGCACAUGGAAUCUGCUUUUGGGUGCCAUAUUUAUUAAUCAUCAGUGGUCCUUGUACACUGGUAAUGUGGACAAGGCAGUUUCAACUUGUAAAAAAACUGGAUGUUUCCUUCUCUCACUUAACUGUUAUUUUGGAAAUUGACUAGCACAAUUUAUUUGUGGCAAUAAAUUACAUGAACUGCAUGCUUUAAUAACUGUCCUGGGAAAUUUAAUUGGUUUGUCUUCUGAUGACUGGAGCAGCAGCAGAUUAAAACAUUUGUGUAAUUUACUGAUAUUUUUACCAGCAAAUAUGUUCUGUUGUAUUUGUUAAUGAUAAUUAACGUCCUUCUAGUGUAUUUAUUCCUGUUAAUAGUUGUUUGUUAUGAAUGUCUCAUUUGGAAUAUUAUGCUGGGCAUGAAUAGUAUCAGAUGAUAAAUGAAUUUACUUUACGUUAUGCUCUGCCAAAAAUCACUUUUUCCCACCAAAGGUUGUCUUGGGUUUUUUCCUCUGUAUUUGUACAUUCAGAUUUGUGGACUGCAGGAGGUUAUUUAUAGUUAUUGUAAAGUUAAGUCUUAUUUUGUGUACAAUUAAAAUCUUGAGCCAUGUUACA
This is a messenger RNA of Eublepharis macularius, 5879 nucleotides long. RefSeq names its product synaptotagmin like 5 (gene SYTL5). Gene Ontology annotation, biological process: exocytosis; intracellular protein transport. Lineage: Eukaryota; Metazoa; Chordata; Lepidosauria; Squamata; Eublepharidae. The coding region runs from base 434 to 2713 and encodes 759 amino acids. The transcript has 18 exons. The record is from RefSeq and is a predicted model, not a curated record. Gene Ontology annotation, molecular function: small GTPase binding; phospholipid binding; neurexin family protein binding. Gene Ontology annotation, cellular component: plasma membrane; exocytic vesicle.